Messenger RNA from Sorex fumeus (smoky shrew), 4578 nucleotides. RefSeq names its product envoplakin (gene EVPL). Gene Ontology annotation, cellular component: ciliary transition fiber; ciliary basal body; centriole. Lineage: Eukaryota; Metazoa; Chordata; Mammalia; Eulipotyphla; Soricidae. The record is from RefSeq and is a predicted model, not a curated record. Gene Ontology annotation, biological process: establishment of epithelial cell polarity; cilium assembly. The coding region runs from base 1 to 4578 and encodes 1525 amino acids. The transcript is spliced from 34 exons. Gene Ontology annotation, molecular function: protein binding.
AUGUUCAAGGGGCUGAGCAAAAACUCCCAGGGGAAGGGGUCCCCCAAGGGGUCUCCAGCCAAGGGCUCCCCCAAAGGCUCCCCCAGCAAGCAAAGCCGGACUGCCACCCAGGAGCUGGCCCUGCUCAUCUCACGCAUGCAGGCCAACGCUGACCAGGUGGAGCGCGACAUCCUGGAGACUCAGAAGAAGCUGGAGCAGGACCGGCAGCGCAGCCAGCAGGGCCAGGCACUGCAGCACCGGCAGGAGGCGGGCCGCAACCUGAAGGAGGCCGAGGUGCUGCUGAAGGAUCUCUUCCUGGACGUGGACAAGGCCCAGCGGCUCAAGCACCCGCAGGCGGAGGAGAUCGAGAAGGACAUCAAGCAGCUGCACGAGCGGGUGACCCAGGAGUGUGCAGAGUACCGUGCGCUGUAUGAGAAGAUCGUGCUGCCGCCCGACGUGGGGCCUCGCGUGGACUGGGCACGGGUGCUGGAGCAGAAACAGAGGCAGGUGUGCGAGGGCCAGUACGGGCCGGGCAUGGCUGAGCUGGAGCAGCAGGUGGCAGAACACAACAUCCUGCAGAAGGAGAUCGAGGCCUACGGGCAGCAGUUGCGGAGCCUCGUGGGGCAGGAUGCAAACAACAUCCGGAAUCAGUAUCGCGAUCUGCUGAAGGCGGCCUCUUGGCGUGGCCAGAGCCUGGGCAGCCUGUACACGCACCUGCAGGGCUGCACGCGGCAGCUGAACGCUCUGGCCCAGCAACAGCGACGCAUCCUGCAGCAGGACUGGAGCGACCUCAUGGGGGACCCCGUGGGCGUGCGGAGGGAGUAUGAGCACUUUAAGCAGCAUGAGCUGCUGAGCCAGGAAGAGAGUGUCAACCAGCUGCAGGACGACGGCGAGCGCAUGGUGGAGCUCGGGCACCCGGCCGUGGGGCCCAUCCAGGCCCACCAGGAGGCUCUGAAGAUGGAGUGGCAGAACUUCCUGAACCUCUGUAUCUGCCAGGAGAGCCAGCUGCAGCACGUGGAGGAUUAUCGCCGGUUCCAAGAAGAGGCUGAAUCCAUCAGUAACACUCUUGCGAAGAUCAGCUCCAACCUGAACACCCAGUACAGCUGUGCCCCGGGGGGACCCCCAAGCAGCCACACAGAGAUGCUGCGGCAGUUGGAGGGGGAGGAGAAACAGCUGGCGAUGGCCGAGAGGACCAUUGGGGACCUGCAGCGGCGGAGCCGCGAGGUGGCACCCCUCCCGCAGCGCAGGAACCCGCCCCAGAAGGCGCUGCACGUGGACAGCAUCUGUGACUGGGACUCAGGAGAGGUGCAACUCCUGCGCGGUGAGCGGUACUUGCUGGUGGACAACAAUGACCCCCACACCUGGGUCGUGCAGCACCCGGGUGGGGAGACCAAGCGUGCCCCGGCCGCCUGCUUCAGCAUCCCGGCUCCGGACCCCGAAGCCUUGGCCAGAGCCUCCAAGCUGAGCUCGGAGCUGCAGGCCCUGAAGCAGAAACUGACCACCAUCCAGAGCCAGCUAAAGGCUGAUGUAGAGGACCCCCUGCGGCCUGGCCAGCAGGCUCAGAGCGGCUCCACCCCAGCCGACCCCCAGGCGCAGAAGCUCCUAACCCAGAUGACCAGGCUGGACAGGGAGCUGACACAGACAGAGCAGCAGGUGCUGGCGUGGGCUCGGGGCCCACUCAACCGCAGCACCCCCCUGGAGGACCUGGAGGCCCGCAUCCAAGGCCACAAGGCCUUGGCGCUGCGACUGCAGGACCUGGGGUCCGAGAAGGAGGCGGCUCAGCGGGAGUGUGAGGACUUCCUGUCUGCGAGGCCAGUGGGUGCCGCUGCCCUGCACCUGCCCGUGGUCCUGAACAGCGUCAAGAACAAGUACAGGGACACGCGGGCUCUGUGCGACCUCUAUGGGGAGAAGGCACAGGCAGCCCUGGAACUGGAGCAGCAGAUCCUGGAUGCGGGCAAAGUCAUUGAGGGCUUCGAGUCCACCCUGGCCCAGGAGGCGCCGCUGCCCGCCAGUCCAGGGGCGCUGCAGGACAGGGUUGCGGAGCUGCAGCGCCUGCGGAGGGAGCUGCUGGAGCAGCAGGCCUGCGUGCUGGCGCUGCACCGGAAGCUGAAGGCAGCCGAGCACGCGUGCAGCGCGCUGCAGAGCAACUGCCACGAGUUCUGCCAGGACCUGCCCAGCCAGCAGCGCCGGGCGCGCGCCCUCACCGACCGCUACCACACCGUGGGGGACCAGCUGGAGUCCCGGGAGAAGAUGGUGCAGGACCUGAGUCUCACCUACCAGCAGUUCAGGAACUGCAGGGACAACCUGAGCUCCUGGCUGGAGCACCUGCCCCGCGGCCAGGUGCGGCCAGGUGAUGGACCCAGCCAGGUGGCCUACAAGCUGCAGGCACAGAAGAGGCUGCUUCAGGAGAUCCAGGAGCACGAGCAGGCCAGGGUCAUGGCCUCCCGCCUCUCCCUGGAGCUGCAGGCCGCCCUCCAGGACUACGAGCUGCAGGCAGAUGCCUACCGCUGCUCCCUGGAGCCCCCACAGCUGGCCCCUGAGAGCCCCCACGUGGCGCCCCUGCAGGAAAGCAUCCAGACCCAGGAGAAGGACCUACUCAAGGCCUAUGCGGAGGCCACGGCUGCACACCAGCAGCAGCUGCAGCAUCUGGAAUUUGCCAGGAAGAUGCUGGAGAAGAAGGAGCUCAGCGAGGAUGCCCAGCUGACCCCUGGAGCGGUGCAGGGCGCUGAGCGCCCAGCCCCGGCGGCGGCGGAGAUGGGGCCCGAGGCGCUACGGUCCCAGCUGGAGGAGGAGCGGCAGCGUGUGGGCCGCGUGCGGCGGGAGCUGGAGGAGCAGCAGGACCAGCUGCUGCGGCUGCGCGCUCAGCGGCCGCGGGAGCGGCUGGAGGAGAAGGAGGUGGUGGAGCUCUACCGGGACCCCGAGCUGGAGCGCAGCCUGGAGCGUCUCCGGGCUCAGGUGGCCGACGAGGGCUCGCGGCGGGCGCUCCUGCAGGCCGAGCUGGAGAUGGCGGCGCAGAAGCUGGAGCUGGAGUGCGCCCAGCACCAGCUGCUGCUGGAGAGCCUGCAGCGGCGCCACCAGGCCGACCUGGAGCUCCUGGAGAGCGCGCACAGAAACCGCCUCAAGGUACUGGAAACGUCCUGCCAGCAGCGGGAAGAGCGGCUGCAGCGGGAGAAUGAGGAGCUGUUGGCCCGGUGCCUGGCGCACAGCCAGGAAGCCGAGCAGGCUUGCGCGGAGCUCAGCGCCCAGCACCAGCGGCGUCUGGCCGCCGCCGUGCAGGAGAAGGACCAGGAGCUGGACCGGCUCCGGGAACUGCAGCGAGCCUCCAUCCUGGAGAUGCGCAAGGACCACGAGGAGCAGCUGCAGCGGCUGAAGCAGCUGAAGGACCGCGAGAUAGACGCAGUCACCAGUGCCACCUCCCACACGCGGUCCCUGAAUGGAGUCAUCGAGCAGAUGGAGGCGUUCUCCAGCAACCUGCAGGAGCUGUCUUCACGUGUGGAGGCCUCGCACCUCACAGCCACGCAGGAGCGGGAGCUGGGCAUCCGGCAGCGGGACGAGCAGCUCCGAGUGCUGCAGGAGAGACUAGCCCGUGAGCAGCGGGACAUGGAGGAGGAGCGGAGCCGACUGCAGGAGGUCAUCGGGAGGAUGGAGACGCGCCUGAACGAGCAGAGCCGGCAGCUGGAGCAGGAGCGCUGGCGGAUGAGCACUGAGCAGUCGAAGGCGGAGUCCAUGCAGCGUGCCCUGGAGGAGCAGAGGAAGGCCCUGGGCCAGCAGAUGGCCAUGGAGAGGGAGGAGCUGGAGAAGGCCAAGAGCGCCCUGCUGCAGGAGCAGAAAUCUGUCAUGCACAAGUGUGGGGAGGAGCGGCGGCGCCUGGCGGCCGAGUGGGCCGAGUUCUUUGCGCAGCAGAAGCUGAGCAAGGAGCGGGCUGAGCGCGAGGUGGAGCGGGCACUGCAGGUGGACAGCCAACGGGAGGGCACUCUUCUCAGCCUGGCCAAGGAGCAGGCAGAGCUCAAGAUCAGGGCCACCGAGCUGCGGGCCAAGGAGGACCAGCUGGCGGCUGAGCGGGAGGUGCUGGAGCGGGAGCGGCAGGAGCUGAGGCUGGAGAAGGAGCGGGUCAGCGCCGCCGCCCUGCGCCUCCGGCUCCGCUCAGAGGAGGUGGAGAGCAUGAGCCAGGUGGCAUCGGAGAAGUAUGAGGAGGGGGAGCGGGCGCUGCGCGAGGCCCGGCACAUACGCUCCGAGCAGCAGGCCCGGCUCCAGCUGGUACAGCAGCAGCAAGAACGGCUCCGGCAGCAGGAGCAGCACAUGCACCAGGAGCACCUGAGCUUGGCCCAGCAGAGGCUGCAGCUGGACCGUGUCCGACAGGACCUGCCCCCCUGCCCUGCAGGGCUGCUCCCCAAGGCCCCCAGCCCCACAGUGCCCAGCCUGAGUGCCCUUGUCGUGCCUGCUCCCAAGCCACCAGCCCCUGGCCCCGCACACCUCCAAGCCAAGCUGUUGCUGCUGAGACAUGCGGCCGAGCAGGACCACGACUUCCUGGAGAAUGAGCAGUUCUUCCUGCAGACCCUGAAGGCCGCCCCCUACAACCUGAGCACCCACUCAGCCUGA